UAAUACCGCGAUAUAGAUAGACGUUUAUAAAACAGUUACAUAUUAUUAUGUAAAAUACAAAAGUCUGGAAAAAAUAUUGAAUAAUACAUAAUAAUAUUUUAUAUUUAUAUACUGAUAGGUACAGCACCAAGUAUUUAAUUGUGUUUACCUAUGCUCACAUGCGAUUAAUGCAGAAUUAUAUAUCGUCCGUUUUCAUAUAAGGACGUCCAUCAUUCGUUGAAAUGGCCUUGUCGAAUCGUCAUGAAAAACCGAAAAUCUUUACGCUGAUAUACAACCUAUCAGGAGGAGCUAUCAAUGCUCAAUUCAUCAUUACGGUGAUUGCGGCACUGGGAGCGAUAGCCACUGGUACCAUACUCGGAUGGUCGUCAUCGGCCCAGACCAUGUUCGAAUCGGACGAGUCGCUGUUGCCGUUUACGGUCACCGCAAAGGACACGCAGACGUUCAGUUCGGUGUUUGGCAUUGGCGCGGCCCUGGGAGCGCUACCGGCAGGAUACGUGUCCAGGACGUUUGGUCGACCGGCCAGUAUAAUGUUGUUCGAGGGAUUCUUGUUGGUCGGCUGGAUCAUGCUGGUGUUGCCCACUUACGUUUGGGUGCUGUCUUCCGGCCGGAUGAUGCAAGGCAUCGGAGCCGGAGCUCUGUGCGCCGUUAUUCCGUCGUACGUCGGCGAGAUAGCUGAGCCACGGAUGAGAGGUCGUCUGGGAACGAUAUUCCAAUUAUUCAUAGUCAUCGGUAUACUGUACUCGUAUACGUCGGGUGCGUUUAUGAAUUACAUGCCGUUUUGCAUCGCUUGUGCUUUUUGGGUGAUAUUACAUUUUAUCGGCGUCCUGUACAUACCCGAAUCGCCGUACCAUCUUAUGAACAUCAACGAUCCCGACCGGGCGGCCGCUUCGCUGCAGAUACUCAGAGACUCGUCGGACACAACUGAAGAAUUGGCAUCCAUCAAGACGUUUGUCGAAAAACAGCAAUCUCAAAGUUUUACAGUGUUGGAAGUUUUGUCUGACAAAGUGAAUCGCAAGGCCUUGUUAAUCAGUAUUGGAUGUAUGUUUUUCCAGCAAAUGAGUGGUAUAAACGUGGUAAUAUUUUACAUGACCGACAUAUUCAAAUCGACCGGCAGCAACAUAAGUCCGAAUACGUGCACCAUAAUCGUCGGUAUUGUACAGCUCGUCAUGACAGUCGUAUCUUUUACUAUAAUCGACAAGAGUGGUCGAAAGGCGUUACUCGUGAUCUCGGCGUUACUGAUGGCGACCUGCUACGCGGGAUUGGGUGGAUUUUUCUUGAUCAAAACGCAUUACCUAGAACUGGCGUCAAAACUCAACUGGUUGCCCCUAGUGUGCAUCGCUGUGUACAUAUCGGCGUUUUCCAUCGGCUACGGUCCCGUGCCAUGGAUAAUGAUGGGCGAAAUAUAUUCGUCGGAGGUAAAGCCAAUCGGGACGAGUCUGACUACCUGUACCAACUGGACGCUAGUGUUCGUGGUCACGUACGUGUCUACAGAGCUGACUCGUUGGCUGGGCCAAGCUGGUUGCUUCCUAACAUUCAGCGCGUUUUGCUUGAUGGGAGCAGCGUUUGCUGCAUCUAUUGUACCAGAAACGAAAAACAAGACAUUGGCCGAAAUACAGCUGAAACUAGUCGGAAAAUCUAAGAUCAUCCCGGUGGCGGUCAAUGUUGUGGAGGUUGUGGGGGAUGAGGCGCCUCAAAUGACUACCACGUUUUCAUAAAUUCAACGUUUAAAUCUUGAUCGACGUUUUCCAAACGGGAUAUCCAAGAUCUUCCCUCUCCACCAUGGCCAAUAAUUGUAAUAAAUAAUGUGUAUUUUUAUCAUACACAACCCAUUGUAAUUUAAGUUGUAUAAUAUUAUAUGCAUAUCAUCUUCAGGCCAGUUCUAUAUACACAUGUGCACCUACCGUUGAAAGAGUAAUUAAAACUAUCCUCCGAAGAUACCAACUUUUUUUCAAAUGAGAAUCACCAUGUUUCCUGUUAAUUGUUAAGUAGAUGAUUUUUUUUGAACACGUUGAUGUAUCCAAAUCGAAAUUCAACCAAAUAUUUUUGGAGUUAAUUAAUAAUUUUUACGAAAAAUAAUAUCUUCAUGAUAAUAGAUUUGAUAUAAAUUCCUACAUCAUCAUGAAAAAAAAAAUUAUCUGCUUAAUAAUUUAUUAUUUGAAAAUGUGUUCUUUAAGUAUAUAAUACAUAAUACAAUAAAGAAGAAAACUUUGAAGUGAGUAUCAUGCUUGUGAAUCGCCCUGUAAAGUUUUAUAAGAUAUGUUUAGGAGAUUAGAAUUCUCAAACAUAUUUAAGUCUCGCGGCGAAACAUGUUUUUCAGUACUUAUUCAUUUACAAUUAAUGUAUUCCAUAAAUAAUAUAAUAAACCAUAAUGAAAACUCGA
This is a messenger RNA of Rhopalosiphum maidis (corn leaf aphid), 2380 nucleotides long. RefSeq names its product facilitated trehalose transporter Tret1-2 homolog. Gene Ontology annotation, biological process: transmembrane transport; carbohydrate transport. The record is from RefSeq and is a predicted model, not a curated record. Bases 222 to 1715 code for a protein of 497 amino acids. Gene Ontology annotation, cellular component: membrane. Gene Ontology annotation, molecular function: sugar transmembrane transporter activity. The transcript has 7 exons. Lineage: Eukaryota; Metazoa; Arthropoda; Insecta; Hemiptera; Aphididae.